Molecule: messenger RNA, 1449 nt
Organism: Lynx canadensis (Canada lynx)
Lineage: Eukaryota; Metazoa; Chordata; Mammalia; Carnivora; Felidae
Gene: AURKB
Product: aurora kinase B
Biological process (GO): regulation of cytokinesis; protein phosphorylation; mitotic spindle organization
Cellular component (GO): spindle pole centrosome; chromosome passenger complex; spindle microtubule
Molecular function (GO): ATP binding; protein kinase activity
Source: RefSeq, a predicted model, not a curated record
GCUGGGAGAGGCCAGGCGAUCGGGCAGGUCGGGGGUCCGUUGGGCGGGCCCGCGCGCACCCGUGGGGCUGCUGGGAGCUCCAGGGUAGAGGGAGGGUCCCGAACUGGCGGUGCGCAGGGAGAGGGCGGGGGCGGCGAGACCAGCACCCCAGUGCGCCCCGAUGAGCCAGCGAGCUGACCUGCUCCGUUUCACCGGCCCCAGGCCUGCGCUUCCGGCUAGAUCGGUCCGAUCCCUCCCUCUCUCGCUCCCUCUUUUUUUUCUGCUUCCUACAGCCCUGUUUCCCUUGUCUGCCCAGCUCUCCUCCCCCCUUUCCCUCCCAGGAUGGCCCAGAAGGAGAACGCCUACCCCUGGCCCUACGGCCGGCAGACGACUCAGCCUGGCCUGAACACCCUGCCCCAGAGGGUCCUCCGGAAGGAGCCUGCCACCCCAUCCGCGCUUGUCCUCAUGAGCCGCUCCAACACCCAGCCCACAGCCGCCCCUGGCCAGAAGGUGGUAGAGAACAGCAGUGGGACCCCCAACUUCUCCAUGCGAUCCUUCACCAUCGAUGACUUUGAGAUUGGGCGUCCUCUGGGCAAAGGCAAGUUUGGCAACGUGUACCUGGCUCGGGAGAAGAAAAGCCAUUUCAUCGUGGCGCUCAAGGUCCUGUUCAAGUCUCAGAUAGAAAAGGAGGGUGUGGAGCACCAGCUUCGCAGGGAGAUCGAAAUCCAGGCCCAUCUGCAGCAUCCCAACAUCCUGCGUCUCUACAACUAUUUCUACGACCGCCGAAGGAUCUACUUGAUUCUGGAGUAUGCCCCCCGGGGCGAGCUCUACAAGGAGCUGCAGAAGAGCCGCACUUUUGACGAGCAGCGAACAGCCACGAUCAUGGAGGAGCUGGCAGACGCUCUGUUGUACUGCCACGGGAAGAAGGUGAUUCACAGAGACAUAAAGCCAGAGAAUCUGCUCCUGGGGCUCCAGGGAGAGCUGAAGAUCGCCGACUUUGGCUGGUCUGUGCAUGCCCCCUCCCUGAGGAGGAAGACGAUGUGCGGCACCUUGGACUACCUGCCUCCAGAAAUGAUUGAAGGGCGCACGCACAACGAGAAGGUGGAUCUGUGGUGCAUCGGGGUCCUUUGCUAUGAGCUGCUGGUGGGAAACCCGCCCUUCGAGAGCGCAUCACACAAUGAGACCUAUCGGCGCAUCGUCAAGGUAGACCUGAAGUUCCCAUCCGUGCCCACGGGAGCCCAGGACCUCAUCUCCAAGCUGCUCAAGCAUAACCCCUCCGAACGGCUGCCCUUGGCCCAGGUCUCAGCCCACCCUUGGGUCCGGGCCCACUCUCGGAGGGUGCUGCCUCCCUCCGCCCUUCAGUCUGUCCCGUGACUUGUCCCUGCCAUUCAUUCGGUUGUGUCUGUCUGUAUGCCUGUAUCUGUGUAUUUGGAAGGAGGGGUACCCGGCCUGUUCCUCUGUCUGUCUUCU